AUGACGCGUUGGUCAGGUGUUCCCUCAUAUAACGAGGGGAGCUGUCCAAGUGCUGAAAACAGAAGCGAACAGCACCGCUCAGGAGGAGAUGCCAUACACCCUCACCACUGUCUGACUUUUAUUUCCAAAGGUAAUAAAUCGCCUAUAAUGCUGCAUUUCCAUCACAAGUUGCCCACCGGCGGAGCCGUGAUCUUGCUCUCCUUCCUCCUCCAUGGAUGCGCCGUGCAGGCUGCAUCUCUCCCACGCCACUACAGGCUCCGAGGCGGGGAAAGUGAGGCUCAGCCGGCAGCUUAUCCACCGAGCUCCGACAUGAUCAAAGCCCUGGAGUACAUUGAGAACCUGAAACAGCGGAACGGGGGGCGACCCGAACCCGUGGAUUACGAUGAGGUGGAUAAAUUCAAGGUCCUGCUUCAGCUCGCUUCGCAGCAGGACGAGGUUCCCGGAGAUCGGCAGCCCGCUCCCGGCGUGCAGAGGCAGGACAUUACCGCUGAGCAGCUCAUGAAAGCCCUGCUCAAGUCUCUGCAGGAUCAGGCUGGGAGAGACGCGAAACUCACCCCCGCGUCAGCGCCCAGGAACGACCGCCGCACGCACAGGCACCGCACCAAAGACACCGGAACCCCCGAGAGCGCACCGAUGGACUACGAUAACUUCCCUAGACCCCACAAGAAGUAUCCACUGAUGUUUGAAGACGAGGAGAACACAGACGCGUCAAAGCGCGCCACGGAGGACCUGGACGAGCAGUACACCCCUCAGAGUCUCGCCAACCUGCGCUCCAUCUUCGAGGAGCUGGGGAAAAUGCCCACGGUCGGUGGUCAGAAGAGAGACGUUUUCGGGGACGAAGACGAGGACGAUGAGGAGGAGGAGGGCGGGUUAAACCUGAGAAGCCAGGCCUACGAAGAUGUGGCCGGAGGAGAUGAAUGGGUCCCUGUGGAGGAGAGGGAGGAGACGGAGGAGAUGGUCAACGGCAGCCACGAAGAAAUGGACAGGGCGCUCGGUGACCUGGAAGAAGCGGAGAGGGUGGAGAUGCAACGCCGUGCCAGUCAGAACCAGGAAGAGGCAGAUGAUGACACUAAACUCGUAGAUUACUACCUGUUAAAGGUCCUGGAGAUGAGCGACCAAACACAGAAGAGGGACAAGACCGGGGAGCAGAGGAAAAGACUGAUCCGCCCCUCCAUCGUGGAUCCACGGACAGUGAAAGAGUUGCUGGAGCUCUCCUUAAAGCUCCACGUCCCUCCACAGGACCUCAUCGACAUGCUGCUCACAGAAGAGCUCAGGAAGCUCCACCGUGAUCCCCAAACCCCAGCGCGCUACACCACGGGCCAAACCCCAAAGAUCAGGUACUUCAGCCGCAGGCUGCCCGUGAAGAGCAAGCCCCCCCCAGAGGACAUGGACAGGGAGGACUUUUUAGACAUCAUCGGAGUGGAGACGAUCAGUAACGAGUAUCCCGUGGUGCAGAGACCCAUGAAGACCCCUCAAUCCUCAGACAGAAUCCCAGUCGCGUCCAACCCUGCUGCAAAUUCAGGUCCAGUUAAAAUCCCUCCUCCCUCCGGACGCAGGGAGAACCUCUUUCUGUCCGAGCUCAACAAAAUGCCCCUGAAACGUCAGAGUCAGACCGACGGUGCUGCUGAUGAAGGAGAUGAUGAUGACGGGGACGUGGAAGACGAGGUGACGACCUACCUGGCUGCCAAAAUCCUCACAGAAUACCCAAACAACAUCGCCAAGAGGGACACCCAGGCGCAGCAGUUUCCCUACGAGCUGUACGAGCGCGCCAUGAAGGACUACCUGGGCCAGGCGGACACUGCCAAGAGGCCAAUGGCCAAGAGGGAAACGGAGGUGGCCAUGGAGGAGAAGGAGAAGCCCACGGAGAUGCAAGGGAAAGAGGAGAUAACGGCCAAGACCUCCGCUCCACAGACCAUGAAUGACGACGAGGCGCGCCGUGAAAUGACAGUGGCGGGGAUGUAGCCUCAACCCCUGCAAAACGCACGAAAUUAUGAAUUUAGUAUUUAUACUGUCGCAAAAAUAAAGUGUGGUGGACGUGAUCUAGUUUACAAACUUCUAUAACUAUAGCUGGUAUAAUGUCACCCUAAAGAAAAUGAACUAUCUAGCAACCGUACAGGUUCUUUUUUUGAAAAAUACUAGUCCCUACUUGCUGCAAGAACAUUUUAGAAAUAUUAUAUUGAUAUCACGGGUCCUUAAAGGUGCAUUCCGUGCACAAAAUCAUCUUCGAGAAAAAAAAAACAAAAAACCAUUAAUUGGUUGUUAUAAUGUUGUUAUUAACAAUUAUUACACUAGUAUGCGAUGCGAAGGACAGAGUUGAAGUUUUGUGAUGUUAAAAGUUUGUUAUCAUUAAUGGUGUUUGUAAGCAGGUCUAUAUUUUCAACUGUAAUCAGCUGCGUAAUGGUUAAAAAUGCUUAUUUUUCAUGUCAAACUAUUCAAAUACAUAUGUCAAUAAUAUAUACAUGUAAAAUAUUAAGUAUAAUGCUGACUGGGCCUUAAAAACACAAGCAUACAGUAUAUUGACAUAGUAAUAUUUUAAAGACUUUUUGUUCGGACAGUGUGCUGGGCUGAGAACGAGUGUUGUUGUGACUCGUUGUAUAUUCAGGGUUAGUGGAUUUAAUGUUACUAUUAUGGAUAAUUAUUUCAAAGUCUAAAUAUCAAAAGACCGUCGCCUGCCUUCCAACCCUUUCAUACUGCGAAGCUCUGUAUUGUUGGCCUACCAGUGGUUGUGCUAUUGUAUGCUCAUUUUUAAACCAUUUUGUACAUGUUCAAUGAUGUGUGAUGAAUCACAGCUGAAUAAAGCAUCAGCGAUAUUA
Solea senegalensis (Senegalese sole) is the source of this 2813-nucleotide messenger RNA. It is a transcript of the gene scg2b, whose product is annotated as secretogranin II b. Lineage: Eukaryota; Metazoa; Chordata; Actinopteri; Pleuronectiformes; Soleidae. The record is from RefSeq and is a predicted model, not a curated record. Gene Ontology annotation, cellular component: secretory granule. The coding region runs from base 1 to 1962 and encodes 653 amino acids. The transcript is spliced from 2 exons.